AGGUCUACAGUUGGUUGAAGGCCACACAGUAACAUAAGAGCAACUUCCGGGAGUGUCAGAAAACAUGCAAUGGAAGCCCUCAGCUGGAGAGCAAAAAGCCAAUGGGUGGCCUCGGGGUGCUGUGGGUACAAGAUUUGCUGAAUAAUCACUGGCUGACAGCGACAUGACAGAGUAGAAGAUCAGCCCUACAUCUUAUACCAGUGAAGCCAGAUCACAGGAAGCGGUUGACAGUACCAUUAAGCCUAUGCUUGGCUCAGCACAAGAGAACUGGCGAGAACCUGUUUUAAAUCAACGACACACAAUUGUGAUCACCCCAAUGUCACCGAAUGGCCACAGCUUGUAAAAGAUCACCAGGAGAACCUCACUCUGAAAACAUUGAAACUAGCCGAAUGAAGCGAGCAGCUGCAAAGCAUCUAAUAGAACGCUACUACCAUCAGUUAACUGAGGGCUGUGGAAAUGAAGCCUGCACGAAUGAAUUUUGUGCUUCCUGUCCAACUUUUCUCCGUAUGGAUAACAAUGCAGCAGCCAUUAAAGCUCUCGAGCUUUAUAAGAUUAAUGCAAAACUCUGUGAUCCUCAUCCCUCGAAGAAAGGAACGAGCUCAGCUUACCUGGAAAACAAUUCCAAAGGUGCCCAUAACAACUCCUGCACUGGCAGAAAAAUGAACAAGAAGGAAAUACAAGGCCCAAGAGAUGACUUUAAAGAUGUGACUUUCUUAACAGAGGAAAAGGUAUAUGAAAUUCUUGAACUAUGUAGAGAAAAAGAGGACUAUUCUCCUUUAAUCCGUGUUAUUGGGAGAGUAUUUUCUAGUGCUGAGGCAUUGGUACAGAGUUUUCGGAAAGCCAAGCAGCAUACUAAGGAAGAACUGAAGUCUCUUCAAGGAAAGGAUGAAGAUAAGGAUGAAGAUGAAAAGGAAAAGGCUGCGUGUUCUUCUGCCAUGGAAGAAGAUGUGGUUGCACCAUCAUCGUCAAGAAUAGGCGAUAGCACGCAGGGGGAUAACAACUUACAAAAAUUAGGCCCUGAUGAAGUGUCUGUAGAUAUUGAUGCAGUCAGACGGGUCUACAAUAGAUUACUUUCUAAUGAAAAAAUAGAAACUGCCUUUUUAAAUGCACUUGUGUACUUGUCACCCAAUGUGGAAUGUGACUUGACUUACCAUAAUGUGUACUCUCGAGAUCCUAACUAUCUCAACUUGUUUAUUAUUGUUAUGGAAAACAGUAAUCUUCAUAGUCCUGAGUACCUGGAAAUGGCGCUGCCGUUGUUUUGCAAAGCAAUGAGUAAACUACCCCUUGCAGCUCAAGCAAAACUGGUGAGAUUGUGGUCAAAGUACAGCGCAGACCAGAUUCGACGAAUGAUGGAAACUUUUCAGCAGCUUAUAACUUACAAAGUCAUAAGCAACGAGUUCAACAGCCGUAACUUAGUGAAUGAUGAUGAUGCCAUUGUUGCUGCUUCAAAGUGCUUGAAAAUGGUUUACUAUGCAAAUGUAGUAGGAGGGGAUGUGGACACCGAUCACAAUGAAGAGGAGGAUGAAGAGCCCAUCCCAGAAUCCAGUGAGCUCACUCUUCAAGAACUGCUCGGUGAGGAAAGAAGAAAUAAAAAAGGGCCUCGAGUAGACCCACUGGAAACUGAACUUGGUGUAAAAACUAUAGAUUGCCGAAAACCACUUAUUCCCUUUGAAGAGUUUAUUAAUGAACCACUGAAUGAUGUUCUAGAAAUGGACAAAGAUUACACUUUCUUCAAAGUAGAAACAGAAAACAAAUUCUCCUUUAUGACGUGUCCCUUUAUAUUGAAUGCUGUUACCAAGAACCUGGGAUUGUAUUAUGAUAAUAGAAUCCGUAUGUACAGUGAACGACGCAUUACUGUACUCUACAGUUUAGUUCAAGGGCAGCAAUUAAAUCCAUAUUUGCGACUCAAAGUGAGACGUGAUCACAUCAUAGAUGAUGCGCUUGUACGGUUAGAAAUGAUUGCCAUGGAAAAUCCAGCAGAUUUGAAAAAGCAGUUGUAUGUGGAAUUUGAAGGAGAACAAGGAGUUGAUGAAGGAGGAGUUUCCAAAGAGUUUUUUCAGCUAGUUGUAGAAGAAAUAUUCAACCCGGAUAUUGGUAUGUUCACUUAUGAUGAGUCUACAAAAUUGUUUUGGUUUAACCCAUCCUCUUUUGAAACUGAGGGACAGUUUACAUUGAUUGGAAUUGUGCUGGGUCUGGCCAUUUACAAUAAUUGCAUUCUGGAUGUCCAUUUCCCAAUGGUUGUCUACAGAAAACUAAUGGGCAAAAAAGGAACUUUCCGUGAUUUGGCAGACUCACACCCUGUUCUCUAUCAGAGCUUAAGAGACUUGUUGCAGUAUGAGGGAAGUGUGGAAGAUGAUAUGAUGAUAACCUUCCAAAUAUCUCAUACGGAUCUCUUUGGUAAUCCAAUGAUGCAUGAUUUAAAGGAAAAUGGAGAUAAAAUCCCCAUUACAAAUGAAAACAGAAAGGAAUUUGUCAAUUUGUAUUCUGACUACAUUCUCAACAAAUCAGUGGAGAAACAGUUCAAGGCCUUUAGAAGAGGAUUCCACAUGGUAACCAACGAGUCUCCCUUAAAAUAUUUAUUUAGACCUGAGGAGAUUGAAUUGCUUAUUUGCGGAAGUAGGAAUCUAGACUUUCAAGCCCUAGAAGAAACGACGGAAUAUGAUGGCGGCUAUACCAGAGACUCUCUUAUUAUUAGGGAAUUUUGGGAAAUAGUCCAUUCAUUUACAGAUGAGCAAAAAAGACUCUUCCUCCAGUUUACAACGGGCACAGACAGAGCACCAGUAGGAGGACUUGGAAAACUAAAGAUGAUUAUAGCCAAAAAUGGCCCUGACACAGAAAGAUUGCCUACAUCUCACACAUGCUUUAAUGUCCUUUUACUUCCGGAGUACUCCAGCAAAGAAAAACUUAAGGAGAGAUUGUUGAAGGCCAUCACAUAUGCCAAAGGAUUUGGCAUGCUGUAAUAAAAUAAAUAAAAUAACAAAAGGGAUAAAGAGAUUGGUGGUGAUGGUGUCCCUGUCCAAAAAAUAAAAUCAAACAAAUAAACCCCCCACAAAAGGCCAUAAGAUAUAGCAAGCUCCAGUAGUCACCUGUGUUUGUGCCUCCCUUCUUCACUUGGGGACUUUGGGCUGGAACAGCAGAUUUCAGCUGCUUCUAUGAACAAAUUAUUUUCUUUUAGUGUGAAAGUGUUACAUAUUCUUUCACUUGUAUGUACAGAGAGGUUUUCCUGAAUAUUUAUUUUAAAGGGUUAAAUCACUUUUGCUUGUGUUUAUUACUGCUUGAAGUUGAGCCUUUUUGAGUAUUUACAAGAAAACAAAACUGUACUCUCCCAAGGAAAAUAUUGCCAUCAUUUGUAGAUUGUGUAACCUUACGUAUGUGCUACAUUUUUGUCCCCGUUAUCAAAUCAAAAUCAGGAACUGUACUUUUUUGAACAGUUUUGCUUUUGAAACUUGAAGUCUUGGAAAAAAAGAAAAAUGGUGUGAUGCAAUGACUGCUGUUCUAGCCCCCAAAGAAAUUUGUGGAAAAUCUUUAGAAUCAAUAAAGAUUGAAGGGAGAACUUGGAAUGUUAAACUGCAGCCUUGAGAACUUUACUUUAGUCACAGCACAACUUAAAAAAAAAAAAAUCUCAUUUCACUACUAUAUAUGUUGUCUUUCCCAUGUCUUGUCUUGUAGCACACUGUGUUCUAAUUAGCAAGGUUUCUAGCUAUAUGAAAGCGUAAACAUAGUUAGGUUUUUCUUUUUUUAAAAAAAAUGUUUACUGGGAAAAGUGCAUUUUUGGCCAAACAGCAUUAGAAUAGAGUGAAAUGUGUUGUGGAAGAAAACAGAUCAUUGGGUCUAUAAACAAAAGCAUGUGAAGUGCACUUAAAAUGAAAUUUUAAUUGCCUAUUAUGUUGACAUUUUAAAAUAGACAAUCCAGUCUUCCCUGCAAGUUUUUUUUUUUUAACAAAUUGUUGUUCCUUUAUCAAGGCAUACGAUCAGUGCUGCAGCAAAGGGAUGCCUUUUUUCUCUCAUCUAGCAAUAGGAGGGGAAACAAUAAACAUUUUAAGGGCAAGUUUGCAUUGUAAUACUCCCAUCUAUUUGUUGUAUGUGUAGAAAGUAAAUCCUAAGGUCAAGUUUGUCUCUUACAUACCAUACCAUACCAUAGAUCUGGAAUGUAAAUCUGCACACCACACCAGAGGAUCCCUUACUUUUCUACAGAUUGUGUCCUUGCACGCCGGUGAUUUCUGCUGUUGCAAUAUAAAAUAAAGGGACUGUAGUUUUGAACCAAGACCACGUAAUUGGCAUAACUCUUCUUCCUGCAAGUGACAACUGAUGUGCAGAACUGAGCUUGUGCCUUGGUGAUUGCUAUGCCUGAGUCUACUGCACAGCAAAUCAGCUUGAUUUGUGCAAAAUUUGAUAUUAAUUUUAAAAGGCAAAAUUUUGAAAUCAUUGGAGGGAGAAAAGAUGUCUUUCAGGAUUAUUUUAUUAAAUUCCUUUUAGUAAUAGAAACAGGCAACUGUUAUGUAACUAUAAUGCUAAAUAAACCAGUGAUGUUUUCCACCAUG
Hemicordylus capensis (graceful crag lizard) is the source of this 4541-nucleotide messenger RNA. RefSeq names its product ubiquitin protein ligase E3A (gene UBE3A). The record is from RefSeq and is a predicted model, not a curated record. The transcript has 13 exons. Lineage: Eukaryota; Metazoa; Chordata; Lepidosauria; Squamata; Cordylidae. Gene Ontology annotation, molecular function: ubiquitin protein ligase activity. The coding region runs from base 327 to 2960 and encodes 877 amino acids. Gene Ontology annotation, biological process: ubiquitin-dependent protein catabolic process; protein polyubiquitination.